Miscanthus lutarioriparius is the source of this 861-nucleotide messenger RNA. Lineage: Eukaryota; Viridiplantae; Streptophyta; Magnoliopsida; Poales; Poaceae. The record is from the annotation of a GenBank genome assembly.
AUGGGCCGCAAGGGCCGCAAGGCUAGGGUUUCGCGCGACGCCGACGCCGAUGCCGAUGGCAGCGAGGAUGAGAGGGCCGCCGCUCCUGCCGCCACUGCGGGCAAGAGCCUCUACGAGAUCCUGGGAGUUGAGAAGACUGCUUCACAACAAGAAAUAAAGAAGGCAUAUCACAAAUUGGCUCUGCGCCUCCACCCAGAUAAGAAUCCUGGGGAUGAGGAAGCCAAUGAGAAGUUUCAGCAUCUGCAGAAGGUUAUAUCCAUUCUUGGUGAUGCAGAGAAAAGAGCUUUAUAUGAUGAGACUGGCAUCACUGAUGAUGAUGCACUGGUGGGAGCAGCUGCAGACAAUCUUCAGGAGUACUUCAGAACAAUGUACAAGAAGGUCACCGAGGCUGACAUUGAAGAAUUUGAAGCUAAAUACAGAGGGUCAGAUUCUGAGAAAAAGGACUUGAAGGAACUCUACACAAAAUAUAAGGGCAACAUGAACAGGCUUUUCUGCUCAAUGAUUUGCUCGGAACCAAAGCUUGACUCCCACCGCUUCAAGGAUAUAAUUGAUGAGGCAAUUGCUGAAGGUGAGCUGAAGUCAACUAAGGCGUAUGAGAAAUGGGCUAAAAAGAUCUCAGAGAUGGAGCCGCCAACGAAUCCGUUAGAGAGGAGAGUGAAGAACAGGAAGAAUAGUGAGGAGAAUGAUCUGAUCCUGGCCAUCUCACAGCGCAGGGCUGAGCGGAAAAACCAGUUCAAUUCCAUCCUCUCGAACAUCAUGUCCAAGUGCGACUCCAAGGCGAGCAGCUCGGAGCCCACGGAAGAGGAGUUUAAGCGGGCGCGGCAGAGGCUGGAGAGCAAAAGGGCCAAGAAGGACAAAUGA